GUGUGGCAGUUGUCAGAGAGAAUAAGCAUCAACGUGUGCUCGCAGCUGGACUGGAAGCGAUGUGUGGCUGUCCACCUCUGGUACCUCCUUCCUCCCACAGCUUCCAUUUCUGCAGCCCUGGCCAUGUAUGAGUCAGCCUUUCAGAACACACCAGAGUGUGAAAAAUAUGCCUGCUGUCCUCUGCCUCCUUACCUGGAAGAUUCUGGCUGCAUGAUUGAAGAAGAUGAUCAUGCAGGAAGACCACUGAGAGAUGUCUGCUUCCAUUUAUUAAAGCUCUACAGUGACAGGCACUAUGACCUUGACCAGCUCCUUGAUCCCCGGAGCAUCACGUCUGACCCUCUGGACUACCGCCUGAGCUGGCACCUGUGGGAAGUUCUGCGAGCCCUGAAUUACACCCACCUCCUCAGGCAGAGCCAGGGGGUGCUCAACGCCGGCUACGCCGCCCAGCUGGAGAGCGAAGGCCUCUGGGAGUGGGCUGUUUUUGUCCUGCUGCACGAGCCUGAGAAGCACACCCGGGAGAAGGCCGUGCGGGAGCUCCUCAGCCGCCACUGUGUCCUCUCCGAGACCCCAGAGUCCUGGGCCAAGGAGACGUUUCUGACUCGCAGACUCUGCGUCCCCCCGGAGUGGAUUCACGAGGCGAAAGCGGUCCGAGCGAGGAUGGAGGGGGACAAGCACAAAGAAGCCCUCUUCCUCUUCAAGGCUGGGCACUGGAACCAGUGUCACAAGCUGGUUGUCAGGCACUUGGCCUCAGAUGCCAUUAUUAAUGAAAACUACAAGUACCUGAAAGGAUUCCUGGAAGACCUUGCCCCUCCAGAGCGCAGUGCACUUAUCCAGGACUGGGAGGUGACGGGGCUGGUCUACCUUGAUUACAUCCGUGUUAUUGAGAUGCUUGAUAGGAUUCAACAGCUGGAUUGUUCCACCUACGAGCUCGAGCGGCUACACACCAAAGUGACGUCGCUGUGCGGCAGGAUCGAGCAGCUCCAGUGCCACGGUGCCAGGGACCGCCUGGCGCAGUCAGACAUGGCCAAGCGUGUUGCCAACUUGCUGCGGGUGGUGCUGAGCCUGCAGCACGCCCCGGAGCACGUCUCCGACUCCACGCCCGACCUGCAGCGCGUGCCCCUUCGCCUCCUCGCGCCCCACGUCGGGCGGCUGCCCAUGCCCGAGGACUACGCCUUGGAGGAGCUCCGCACCCUCACCCAGCUCUACCUCCGGGAGCUGACCCUAGUGACUCACUGA
This is a messenger RNA of Merops nubicus (carmine bee-eater), 1236 nucleotides long. RefSeq names its product nuclear pore complex protein Nup98-Nup96-like. The record is from RefSeq and is a predicted model, not a curated record. The transcript has 7 exons. Lineage: Eukaryota; Metazoa; Chordata; Aves; Coraciiformes; Meropidae. The annotation marks the transcript as partial.